GCCGUCUUCGUUCUUCCUUCACUAUCCACCAGACAGGUGAUGCUUAAUUUUGGAACUUUUACUGAGUUCUGAGAGUAUCCUUAUUUCUUGUGUUCCACCUGGAAGUGGCGUCUCGUAUGGGAUAGUAUUGAUUGGCAGAGAAAUUUGUCACUUGAGUCAGAGGAAUGGGUGCUUGUGUAUCAACUCCAGCAAUUCCUAUCAAAAUGAGGAAGAAAUUUCCUGGUCGCCCUAGAAAGUACCAUGGAAAGAACUCAAAAUCUGCUUCGAAAAUAAACAGUGAUGCAGGAUCACUGGUUACAGAUAUUGCUGUUAGUGAGUUUGUUCACAAAACCACAACCUGUAGAAGAUCUGAGUGCUCCAAUUCUAAAGUCCAUGUAACUCAGAUGCAGUGGCACCAUAGUCAAAUAGAUGCAAAUGUUCUUUGCCAGGAGGAUGCAUGGUUUGACACAGUCAGCAUUUUUGAGUCUGACUCAGAUGAUGAAUUCAGUAGUGUUCAUGGAGGUCGAGUUUCUCAAGUAAGGAAAUCAACAAUUAUAAGGCUUUCUCUGAGAACAUCUGUUGAAGAAGAAAAAAGUGGAUUUCGUGCACCAAGAAAGUAUCUUUUGCGUCCUAGGGCUGGGCUCAUUGUUCCUCAUUGUACAGAAGAAAAGCCAACAGUAGGAAGUUGGUCUGAGAUUGAGCCCUCGACCUUUAAGCUACGUAGCAGUAGUUUUUUCAUAGAUAAGAAAAAAUCACCUGCUCCAAAUGUGUCUCCUUAUACUCCUAUUGGAGUCGAUUUAUUUUUGUGCCCAAGAAAGAUCCAUCACAUUGCUCAACAUGUUGAACUUCCUUCUGUAAAAGGAGAUGGAAAAUUACCUCCUCUACUAAUUGUCAACAUUCAGUUACCUACUUAUCCUGCUCAAAUGUUUAUUGGUGAUGCUGAUGGGGAAAGCUUGAGCCUUGUAGUAUAUUUUAAGCUUUCUGAAACUACAGAGAAAGACGUCUCUCCUCAGUUCCUGGAAAGCAUCAAGAAACUUAUUGAUGAUGAUAUGGAGAAGGUUAAAGGAUUUGCAAAAGAUUCAAUAGUUCCUUUCAGAGAGAGGUUGAAAAUAAUGGUUGGGGCAGUUAAUCCAGAAGAUCUUGUUUCCAGUUCAACUGAAAGGAAGCUUUUGAAUAGUUACAACGAGAAACCUGUGCUUUCCCGCCCUCAACACAGCUUUUAUGAGGGCUCAAAUUACUUUGAGAUUGAUCUUGACAUUCAUUGCUUCAGCUACAUAGCAAGAAGGGGACUUGAUGCAUUCAGAGAUCGUUUACAGCAUGGCAUAUUGGAUCUUGGUUUAACAAUUCAGGCACAAAAGCCGGAGGAGCUACCCGAGCAAGUGCUUGCUUGUGUGAGAAUGAACAAGAUUGAUUUUGUUGACAAUGGACAAAUUCCAACUCUUAUGAGCAUUGAGGAAGAUGAAUGUUCAUACUAAUUUAUACAAAAUCAGUGAUACAUUAGCAUGUUGCAUGGGGGAGUUUUCAAAUGGUCCCUUGAUGAUCAAGCCAUUCCAACUUUCUAUACAAGCAAAAAAAAAACAAAAAAAAUUGUAUAAUAAGAAAUUGUAUUCUGAAAGAUGAAAUUAAAAAAAGGUGAUCAUGUUGAUACUGUUACUUUGUGUAAGGUUCACCAUUUUUUAACUAAUCACACCCUUAACAUAGUUUAAGUUUAGUAAUAAAAAAAAAACCACUAUCACUUAUCAUUUACUUUAAGAUAUUGUAUAUAUUUUGACAAGGCAAUUGAGUGUUUUUAAAUUCAAGUAUA
Molecule: messenger RNA, 1783 nt
Organism: Solanum verrucosum
Lineage: Eukaryota; Viridiplantae; Streptophyta; Magnoliopsida; Solanales; Solanaceae
Exons: 11
Coding region: 165-1454 (429 amino acids)
Source: RefSeq, a predicted model, not a curated record